Messenger RNA from Microstroma glucosiphilum, 2022 nucleotides. RefSeq lists its product as hypothetical. Bases 317 to 1807 code for a protein of 496 amino acids. The record is from RefSeq and is a predicted model, not a curated record. Lineage: Eukaryota; Fungi; Basidiomycota; Exobasidiomycetes; Microstromatales; Microstromataceae. The transcript has a single exon.
CCUUACUGAUCAAUGGUAUCCUCCCUCGCUUCUUCCUCGCUCAUACGACUCAGCAUUCGGCUUGAAGUCUGUGUACCGACGCAGACAAAGAAGGAGGACAAGAAUUUGGCAUUUGGCAGGGCGCCAUCAUAUCUGCGCUGGCGUAGACGAAUGACUCCUGCCAGUCCCGACAAUACCCUUACGGACAGCCUCCUCCACGGCUAGCUUCCCGUCCUCUCGGCUCUGAAGAGGGCAUACGAGCACAGCCUGGUGACUGCUAGGGCUUGUGAGAGCUGCAGAUCAUUUCUUAGCUCGGUUGCACGGUCCGACAAUCGGAAUGGACCGAGAUCAGGGCGUUUAUCAGCCCUACUAUCCUGCGCAACAAGUACCGAUCGCUCAAUGGGACAAUGGAGGGCAACCGCCAUAUCCUCACGAUCAGCAGCAAGGCUUGCACGGUGGCUACCAGUACAUAGCGCCUGCGCCAUACCAGCAGCGACGAUACCCGCAUGCUGACCACCAGCAGCCUUUUCAUCAACCCCAGUAUGGACAUCAGACCCAGCCAGGCUUCGCGGCCAGUCAGCAGUCUCACUAUCAGAUGCGACAACCCGGGCAGCAACCACAGCCGGCGGCAUUUGCACCCGGCCAAGGUCAAUAUUACGCUGCUCAGAGCGUAGGAGGUCCUGGCCGAUCAGCUGCUCCGCCUAUGAGCUGGCAGCAUUAUCCCUCAAUAUCGACGCCUGGUGGACCCCACAACCAGAGACAGCCCAGACAUUCUUACUCGAGAGUUUCAGGGUCUGGAUCGAAUUCCGCUUACAGCAGCGCCGUCGGUAGUGAUGGACCUUCGGCCUACCAUCAGUCGAGCGGAGGCAGCAGUGGCAUGUCUACCCCACAACAUGGUGCAGCACCUGUCCCACUCGGUGCCGGCAUCGGAAUGAGCAAGCUGCCGGCCAAGCCUACCUUUGAACCAUCAGGAGGAGCUGCGUUGCGCCAGUCGCCGAGAUCAUCCAUUGGAGCUGGGGUUGAGGGCGACACUAGUGCAGCUGUAUCCUCUGGCGUAGUCUCAGGGAAGCCUUUGAGCAAAAGCAGCCUCAGUAUGGGCCAGCAAUUGCUAGGUAAACUUCCACCACUGCCCGCUCUACCUGCGGAACCGCAACGUCCCCCGAGCCUUGCCGAUCUGAGACCAACCGAACAUCCCACCUUGUGUCGAGCAUCGAGCUCUGCAGAGCACGACAACAGCUUGCCUGCCGCAACGGACGGCAAGGAGCCAGACGAGGCAGACGAGACUCGCCAGUACCUCUCUUCCUUACUGGCUGUCAUCGAAGCGUACAAGGCCCGAGAGGACGCAAUGCAGAUGAGAGUGGAAGCUCUUGCCUUUCGACCUGCGGAGAGUUGGAGAAGUAUUAGCGCAGAGGCGAGCCUCGGUAGCAAAGACAGCACGACUUCGACUGGUAAAGACGAUACAAGUUCCACAGCCGAAGCAACGACAAGCGAGGCUUCAAAAGAGACAGAAGACUCGCUUGGUCCAGCUCCCGUCCUCGGUGUGCGCUUAUUGAGAAAAGUGAGCGAGCUGCAAAAGGAGAACGAGGAGCUGGGCGAACUGUUAAGCCGAAAGCUUGGGCUCGAUGAAGGAGAGAAGCAGGAGAUGCAGCAGCCAGCAGGUGGGGCAGAGUCAGGAGAGCUCGCACAGAUAAGGGAGGAUCUGGAGGAUGCUCAGCAGCUUCUGGACAAGCUAUCCGGGGCUCUGAAAACCUCAGAGGCAAGAGCUGAGAGGGCAGAGAGGGCCCUGGAGGCAGCUGUACAGACCAGGAGCAAGGGCAUACUGGGCUGAGUAAGAACGCACCAUUGCAUGUAAGCUUGCCCUCUUCACUGCUCUUCGUCAGCGGCACUGCACAUGUAACGAUCUUCACGACUUCUGUUCGAGCGACUCUAGCACUGCUCUACCGUUCAUCAGCAUCAAAAGGGAACACAGCUCAGGCGGAGAAGCGUAGGUGCUGUGAGACUCCAUGCAAAUUGCAGAUCGUGACACAACGAGAAGGUACAAUG